Messenger RNA from Rhopilema esculentum, 6917 nucleotides. RefSeq names its product E3 ubiquitin-protein ligase UBR2. Gene Ontology annotation, cellular component: cytoplasm; ubiquitin ligase complex. Gene Ontology annotation, molecular function: zinc ion binding; ubiquitin protein ligase activity. Gene Ontology annotation, biological process: protein ubiquitination; ubiquitin-dependent protein catabolic process via the N-end rule pathway. Lineage: Eukaryota; Metazoa; Cnidaria; Scyphozoa; Rhizostomeae; Rhizostomatidae. The record is from RefSeq and is a predicted model, not a curated record.
UACAUCACAACCGAAGGAUUUCGGGCGACGAAGAAAAUAUUGCGGAAAAAGUCAGUUUGGUUCGAGAGCAAUCAAAUCGUUAUACAAUCGAGUAGAUGCAUGCUUUGAAAUCGCAUUGAUCUGCAACUUGCGCAAUCAACAGGAGAAGUAUACCAAUUCCUGUGAAUUUAAAAUUUAUUUCAAACUCAGGAAAAACCUGUUUUCUCUCUUUCAAGACAAGUUCUAGGCCCAAGAUUUGGACCAUCGCAGCUGGAGCGUAGGCCUAGCAAGGGACCACGGAAAGCCUUCUUCAGAGGGUACUGAAACAAUUUUUGAAGAAAUGGUUACGAAGGAAACUUUCAUUUAUUGAGAAUGGGAAAUACGGAGUCUAUCUUGGGCAGUGGUAAUAAUGCUGCCAGGGCAGCAAAGGCUAUGGCAGAUGAAACUGCAAGAGUAAGCAACGAUGGAGAACUUCCCAACGAAUCAAGUAGAGAGAUACUUCAUAGGUAUAUUGCAAAUAUUAUUCCAUGCAUUUUGAAGACUGAGAAAGUUAAUGGAGUCUAUAAAGUACUUAUGGAUGAUUCUGGAUGGCAGAAAUUGGUUGAAUGGCCGUUGGGUUUUUAUAUUUGUGGCGAGAAUCCUGAUUUUGGUUGGGAGAAAAUAAAAGCAAUGAACAGUCCACCACAGUUUUGUGGAAAAGUAUUUGACAUUGGUGAUCCUACAUACUCUUGCAAGGACUGUGCUGCUGACCCAACAUGUGUGUUUUGUCAUGACUGCUUCAACAAAAGUUCCCAUGUGAAUCACAGAUACAGGAUACAUACAUCAAGUGGUAAUGGUGGUUACUGUGAUUGUGGUGAUGUGGAAGCUUGGAAGAAAGAUCCUUAUUGUGAACUACAUUUACAUGGAAGCAUUAAUGUUACUGAAAAGGAUCCCAAAAGACUGUUACCAAGUGGUGUUAUAGAGAGAGCAACAUUUAUGUACCAAGAAUUGCUACAAUAUUGUGUUGAUAUGAUUUUAUGGAAUGAUGAUGGCCAGUAUGAGAAUUUGCCAGAAGAGCUUAGGAGACCUAGAAAUAAUGCUACCUACAUGUGCAUGCUUUAUAAUGAUGAAGUACACACUUAUGAUCAGGUUAUCCGGACAUUGCAGCAAGCAAUUGGAUGUGACAAAUCAGAAGCUAUUCGAUAUGCUACAAUUGUAGAUAAAGAGGGAAGAUCAAUGAUAUAUAGUGGAACCAAAGACGCUUGUGUAAAAGUUUGUGAGGAUGUAAAGGCACGUACAUCAAGGAAUGGCAAAGAUCCUUUAGCCUGUGAAGCAAUACACCAAGAUAUCAUUGCCCAACAAGUUGCUGCAAUUGACAUGCUCAAACUACUGAACAAAGUCACAUCUUAUUCAGAUGGCUUAAGAAGGAUAUUGUGUGAGCUGACAUUGAACGUUAUUCCUCCAAGAGUGGAGCCUUUGUUGGAUGUAAUACUAGUAGCAGAUACUUCACUUUGGAAAGUGGCAAGAAGUGGUUGUCAUCAGCUUUUCAUGAACAGUGUUUUAGUGGAUGCAUAUGGGAAGAAAAAAUUUGCUGUUUCGUUUGCGAAGGUCUACAACUUGAUAAUGAAUGACUUCAUAGAGGAUGAUCAUGAUCAUGGGAUAUCGGCAUCAUCAAUGUCCGUACAGAUAUUCACUGUGCCUUCUUUGGCCCAGUCGUUAAUGUUGGACUACAACCUUUUGCAAGUGGUCUUUAGUACAUUCCUUGAGCAAUUAGAUGAAGCCAUAACAGAUGGAGGUUACAUCGAUUUCCAAGUUGGAAAGAGGGGACGCUCUGUAUCGCUCAAGAGAGAGUACUACAUUCUGCAUGAUCUUGGGUAUCUUCUUCAUCACAAGCCUGAAAAAUGGACGCAAGAAUUUCGUACAGUGUUUUUAAGUGCAUUCGAUUUGUUUGCAAAGAUACUCAGAGGAAUGCAGGGAAUGGAGCAAGUGACUCGAAAACUUGUAACUCACAUCGAAUAUGAACCAAAUUGGGAGACGGGGUUUCUUAUGCAACUUUGGAUGAUGCCCGUGAUCGAGGCUAUGAUUGCUUGGACAACUUCUGACACCGAAGUUUUCAGACAGGUUAUUGAAAAAUGUAUGGAAAUACUCUUGAAGUUAACGCCAGCUUUGCAGUUUGCGGAUAAAAACCAUUCUGAGGUUGACCCAGCAUUUAAACUAGUUGUUUGCGACGUGUCAACUCAGCCGGUAUCAGUUCACUUAGGCCUCAGCAGAUUUCUUGCAGGUGUACUUGCCUGCUCUGUAAAGAAUGGAGCAUCACUGGAUGAGCUUUUUAAUUUCUCUGGGAAGAAAAAAGCUGAGUCAGAUGAGAUUCUUUUAAGUUUGAUGGAAUACCCGCUCCGCACCUUGGUUUUUGCUGCGCAGGUUUCUGCAGGAAUGUGGCGGAGAAAUGGAUAUGCUGUAAUACAUCAGGUUUCCUACUACCAAAACGUCAGAUGUGUUUCUGAAAUGUAUGACAAGGAUAUUAUCAUGCUUCAAGUUGUUGCUGCCUUGAUGGACAGUAAUUACUUCUUAACCGCGUUGUUGGACAAGUAUGGCUUGCUCAACUGGCUUAGUUUGGGCUUUAAAGAAUCGGAUUUGGACGAGGAUGCUCAAAGAAGAACUGUGGUUAUUUCUGAGGAAUUUUUGUUUACAGUCAUGGCGGUGUUGGGAGAGAGGCAUGUGCUUGGCAUUGGUGAAGUCAAUGCUAAAGAUAUUCUGAGAAAAGAGGUGGUGCAUAGACUGGCACUAGGGCCUGCAUCAAGAAGUGAAAUUGUAAAGAACCUACCUUCCAAAGAUCCUGGUGAUGACGAAGAUUGCACAUUUGAGUCUCUUCUCGAUGACGUCUUGAAGUCUGUUGCUGAUUUCAGGCAACCCGGUCUUACCGCAAAAGGGUUAUAUCAACUGAAACAAAGCUGCUUUGAAGAGUGCAGCCAAUACUUCUAUCAUUACUCAAGGUCAGAGCAAUCAAAGGUUCUGGAAAACCGAAGAAAAGAAUCGAAAAAAGCAAGUUCGUCAACUGGAGUUAAAGUGCCGAUGCCUGCCAACUUCACACCUCCCUACACGCCGAUAUUGAAUAUUUUGAGCUGUUCCAAAAUGGCAAAAAUUCUGGCAAUAAUUUUAUUCAGAGCUUCGAAUGGUGAUUCGAAAAUAACUCCUGAUACUCUGAUUGAAGAGGCACUUUAUAUUGUUGCCCUUGGAUUAUACGAAGACAAGCGAAAAAGAGAGGCAGGUCUCGCGCAAUCUCGCAGUUUCGUUGAUUUGGCCACAAGUGUACUGGGGAUUGUCAACAGCAAACAGUUGACCAUUCAGAAUCUUUUGGAGGAUAUCCAGAAAAAGUCCAAAAGUCAGGAAUACGGGGAACUUGUUGACUGGGUUUUAUCAUUUCUGUAUGAUGAAUUGUCGUAUAAAAAGAAUGACAUGGAUGAGUCAAAUCAAGCAGUGAAACGGAAGCAGGGUGAGGUAGACAGCGAGGCGAAAGCCGACUCGGAGAGACGGGCAAGACUGGCAAGGGAAAAAAGAGAAAAGGUAAUGGCACAGAUGUCACAGAUGCAAAAGUCUUUCAUUAAAAAAUACGAAGAUUUCCUUGACAUUGACGAUGGUACAAAUGACGAAGAAGACAUGAGUGAUGGUGAUUUGGUGACCGUCGAAAUUGAAUCUGUUGCUGUAGGGUCCGGUCGAGCAUUCCCCAAGCAGAGACUGGAAAAUGUGAUCUGUAUUUUAUGCCAGGAGAAGCAAGAUGUGACAGCAGAUGGUCGCACAAUUGUUAUGACUGCCUUCCUACAACGAUCUAAAGUACUGUCAAAAGCGAAGGGUAAAAGCCUGAUCGAUGCUGCGUAUUACAACCCUGUUUACCCGCCACGUGACAUGUUUACAGGUGUUUUUAUGAACACGUGUGGACAUGUCAUGCAUUACGAAUGCUGGCAAAAGUACUUUGAUUCAGUACGAGACAAAGAGGGAAGGCACCUACUCCGAAUGCAUUUCCAUCCUCAUAUUGAUGUUGCAAAAAGUGAAUACCUGUGUCCCUUGUGCUCGUCAUUUUGCAACAGCGUUGUCCCGCUGCUUCCAGCAAUUGAGUUCAAAGAGAGCACAAGUCAACAAAUGGAUACCGAUGAAGAUUUGGUAGAUUCAGAGAGAUUGUUGCUUGAGUUGACCAAAAAGAUGAACAGUGAAGCAGGCACCUUGUUUAGAAAAGGUUCGUCGCCAACUGCUACCCGUCUUCCGUCGUCUUUGUCCUCUUUGAAAGAGUUCUUUCAAAACUUUGUUUUGGCGGGUUAUGAAUUGUCCAACAGCGCACAAGAUAUGAUCCAAAGAUUUGCAACUGCUGUCGAGAAGAUCGGUCGUAAAGAUUCGUCCCCCAGCUCCCCAUCAUCAAAGCUGCUAAUGGCUUGGAACACUUGUUCAUAUACAAUACAGGCAAUGGAAUGCAUUUUGCGGGAUGAAAAUAAAAGUCUUUUUGAUCUAACGAGUAGAAAGACUGAUUGUAUGAGUUCGCUCGUUCGUUACUCUGCUAUGAGCAGUUCUGUCACAAACGCCGCUCAUAUGCAGACCGAAUGUCUCAGGUUACUCGCAGCUCUCAUCCCUUGCAACAUAUCAGAGCUCAAUCAGCCGUGCAUCUUGGACCUUGAUAUUUUUUCUGCUAUGCUGAUUCUACGAUUUUCAUUACCAAGCCUUGAUCUGACUGGUAGCAAUUUGGCAAUAGCAGAUCUCGUCUCAAACGGGACAGCUGAUCAAUUCCUGCUGAAUAUCUCGCUUCUGGCAGUUCUUACUCAGCUCCUGCUCAGUGCGCCCGCAGAAAUCGAUGCUUACAAUGAAGAGUUAACCCAUCUUGCUAGCGAAACAGUCAAAGAGGAAUUUGCGGCACUUUGGGGGAAAAUGCGCCAAUUUAGCAAUAUUUCAACCACAGACAGGCCACAUGAGGAGCCAGAGAAGCUCUUUUGCUACGUUAUUCAGCAAUGCCUACCAUUCAUCCGAUCUUCGGCUUUGUUCUUUCAUUUUCUAACGGGUGUUGCCCCUCCGGUUGUUCUGGCACAACACGACGAAAGCGACCACCACAGGCUCACAAGAGAAGUCCGUGCAAUCUGCGGUUACCUCUCACUUCCAACAGAUAUCGUCAGCGUGAUGCCUCUUGGUAAUAGUGAACAGAAGUCUUCAUUAGCCUUUGCAUCGGUCGUUGAAAGAUGGUGUAGCCAUGACUCCGUUAGGGGAUAUUUUUCGAACCCGAAAACAGCCACAAACAUGGCUACCUUUUCUUCAACCCCAUCUCGACUUAUUCCUCUCCCGAAAGACUACAGUUCCUUGAUAACAGCUGCUUCGGGUUUCAGAUGCCCAAUGACUGGCGACAUUAGUCAGAAUCCUACGCUUUGCCUUGUCUGUGGAGAAAUGCUAUGCGCUCAGAGUUAUUGCUGCCAAGCUUUGGUCGACGAAAAGCAUAUUGGAUCCUGCACUGCUCAUGCCGAGAAAUGCAACGAAACUCUGGGUGUCUUCCUUCUCAUCAGAGAUUGCCAAAUACUUCUUCUAUAUAACAGAACAAAGGGUUGUUUGAUUGCCUCCCCAUAUCUUGAUGAAUACGGCGAACCAGACGUAAAGUUUAGACGUGGCAAUCCGCUGUACUUAUCUUCAUGCAGGUAUAACAAUCUUCAGAAAUUGUGGCUAACGCAUAUGAUCCCACAAGAAAUUGUGCGUCAGAUGGAAUCCAACAGAAAUUAUAUGUCAGUUGACUGGCAACAGUAUCUCUAACUUUGCUGCCGUUUAUGCUGGGUCGUUUCCUUGUCAAAGUACGAGUAUUGUUUGCUAGAUACUUACUGUAUAUGAUGAAGGUUUUUCCUUCCAUUGCAUGUUACAUUGGCCUAUAAAAAUUUUGGGCUCGGUUUGGCCUUUUCUUGACUUGUUCAUGCCCCUCUCCCAAGCUCAUCGUUUGUGCUUUUCUCCCAACCUCUCCUUAAGGUCCCCUUCAGUUCUCCUUAAGCUCUCCUUAAGCUCUUUUCGAGCUUCUUUUAAUGUCUAUCCUACGUAUUACCUCUCUCUUAUACAAAAGAGCGUUUGGUGGGGAACUUCACGAUGAAUCAUUACGAAACGGAGUCUUAUGAAGAAAAGAACUGUUAGUUCCUUAAUCAUAUCUCUUAUUUGGAAAGAUGUCUUAGUUAUCUUUGCAAAGUAAUGUCUUGUUUUUUUCCUAAGUAUAAUUUGCACCUUGACAUUAUAUUUUUAUUUGCUGUUGCGAAAAAAAUUUGGGCGUUAAGAUGCUAUCGAAGAAAAAUUUUGCUUGCUUCUGUAUACUGCCGUGUAACAUUGACUACUGUUACAUAGAAAUAGUAAAUUCUUGUCAUUUUGCUGCUGGCAUAUCAUUGUUUCCCGUUUAAGCCAAGCCAACCUCGCACUCUUUGAAAUUUACUCGCCAGAAUAUUUUCCAGUUUACUUAGAAAUGCAGGAGUUCUGUGUUUCAAGAAAACCACUGCUAAAGUUCUCUGAUAUUUUUUUGUAUCUUUCCAAACCCUAUCCUUGUCUUUCAUUACAGAAUACGUUUUAAUUUGGCUGUCAUAAGAGUCUCUAAUGCCCACUACAUUGUUAGGCCUUUUAUGUUUUCACGCAGCUGUGUUGCGAAGCCAUAGCUAGGAGUGCCACAGUCAACUGAAUUUGUGAUAUUUGUUUCAUUGCGUCAUGAUUGAAUUGUUCUUUGUAAGUAGCUAAACAUUUCAUUUCUUAAUUAUCGCCUUAUACCUGACGAUGGCCUCCAAAGAUUGUGCAAUAAUUAAUAUCGCGUGAUGAUAUCUUAAAUAAUCUACAUAGCACCUCUGUAUUAUUGUGUUCAUACGAAUGAGCUAGCAUCUUUAUAUAACUUCCAUUUCUUCAAUAAAUGCUGUUAGUAUAUUGUAAAGUCAUGUUUGAAAAUGUCGAUAACAAUGAUUUUCAGACCCCUUCUA